This is a messenger RNA of Elaeis guineensis (African oil palm), 1844 nucleotides long. Its product is annotated as GDP-fucose transporter 1. Lineage: Eukaryota; Viridiplantae; Streptophyta; Magnoliopsida; Arecales; Arecaceae. The record is from RefSeq and is a predicted model, not a curated record.
CUUGGCUCAGUUUGGCACCAUUACAGCUGAGGCUGAGCUCCAACCCUUUUCAAGUCAAAAGACUUUUUGCAGCACAAAGGCCAAGCCGGCGUCACGAGUUUCCCUCUUCCCCCCUUUCGCCAUCGAUCACUGCGACCGGCUCGGAUUGAAAUAUAGAAAGAUUAGAUAAACGAUUCUGUGCACCGCACCGUGGGCGACGAUAGACUGCCCACGUCGGAGUGGGAGAUCAGUUUUUCCCCUCGCGUUCUGGUUUUCCCUUUCGCUGCUAGUAUUCUGGGGUUUGGAUCUGGCAUAUUUUAGGUAUGUCUCUCUCCGAAAAUUAUUGGAUUUGUGGCUAAAUGUAUCAGGUUUUUCAAAGAGAGACCGCUCGAUCGCACUCUCAAAAUCAAGGGGCGUAUCAAUUUGGGGUGCGCGAAUCCGAGGGCACCGGCGUUUUGAAAAAUUCUCCCUUUCGGCAACAAAUUAAGUCCGCGAAAUAGGUUGGUGGAGAUAGUUGGCGGUCAUGGCUGUCAUCAACUUGGAUGCUUCGAAGCAGUACACCACCACUACGGGCCUUGUCGUAGGAUAUGCUCUCUGUUCGAGCUUGCUCGCCAUUAUAAACAAAUAUGCCAUCACAAAGUUCAGUUACCCCGGCCUCUUAACCGCACUGCAAUACUUGACUUCUGCUCUCUGUGUCUGGGUUCUUGGAAAGUUUGAAGUUUUACAUCAUGAUCCUUUCACCCUCGAGAAUGCCAAAAAAUUCUUGCCUGCGGCCACUGUCUUUUAUCUUGCCAUCUUCGCCAACACCAAUCUCCUUCGCCAUGCCAAUGUCGAUACAUUUAUAGUUUUCCGAUCCCUAACUCCGCUCCUCGUUGCUAUUGCUGAUACUGUCUUCAGAAAGCAGCCUUGUCCUUCGAAACUCACAUUCUUAUCACUUGUCAUUAUAUUGAGCGGUGCGGUUGGGUAUGUGAUCACUGAUUCGGCGUUCUCCCUCACUGCAUACUCAUGGGCCGUUGCUUAUUUGGUUACCAUCACCACAGAAAUGGUUUACAUAAAGCACAUGGUGACCAACCUUGGACUCAAUACAUGGGGAUUUGUUCUCUACAACAAUUUCCUCUCGUUGUUGAUGGCCCCGGUGUUUUGGGUCAUUACAGGGGAGUAUGUGGAUGUUUUCACCGCUGUUGCGUCAAGUUCUGGGGGUUGGUUUAGGUUGGAUGCUUUUGUUGCAGUGACUUUGUCAUGUGUUUUUGGAUUACUCAUCAGUUUCUUUGGUUUUGCGGCGAGGAAAGCAAUCUCGGCCACGGCGUUUACGGUGACUGGUGUUGUCAACAAGUUUCUUACUGUUGCUAUCAAUGUGAUGAUCUGGGAUAAGCAUGCAAACUCGUUUGGUCUGGUUUGCUUGCUUUUAACUCUUGUGGGGGGAGUUCUUUAUCAACAAUCAGUUACUAAUAAGCCAGUGCCUUCAUCUGACAGCGAAACUGCAGCAUCUAAACAGGCAGAUAGUGGGGUCGAGGAUGGUGAUUCUGAACUUCUCAUAAAAGAUGGUGAUUCUGAAGAUGCGGACCAAGAUAUUGAAAUGUCUGCUAAGGGUUCCAAGGUAUGAACAUUAUGAUAGAGUUUCUAUUUCUUCAAUUUGAAUGUCUGGCCCAAAGCUUUACUCAUUCUGUUAUUAGGACAAGAACUAUUGUUAUUGCGUUCAUCUUUUUGAUCUUUUAUACUAAUUUCUUGUAUGGAAACCAUGUUAACGGUUUUCUAUCAGGGGAGGAGAGAUACCUGGCUAUACUGUCCCUUCCUUUCUUAUUGUUUUACGAACAUUUGUCACCUUUUGAGGAUUUUAAAUAAUUCAAAUAUCUGGGUUUGCAGCA